GAACACUGGGGGGGUAAGUGUUUAUGAUGAAGCCAUUUCUAGCUAUUGUAAGUUGUAAAAGCAGACUGAACAUUCAGCAUCGGCUGAAGGAUAACUAGUGCAGUAUUAGCGUAACAGGGCGGCGUUCGCGCAGUGGCGUGAACUAUCUUGACGAAACGGCUCCUUCGGUCACGUGACCGCGCUUUGCCUCCGCGGUCACCUGACUUGUUGUGUUGCCAGUGAGGGAAAAAUGGCUGCUCACUUAUCGUAUGGUAAAGUCAAUUUGAACAUUUUGAGGGAGGCGGCACGAAAGGAGCUGCGCGAGUUCUUGGACAAAUGUGCGGGAAGCAAGGCCAUAGUUUGGGAUGAGUAUCUGACGGGACCCUUUGGACUCAUAGCCCAGUACUCCCUCCUGAAGGAACAUGAAGUGGAAAAGAUGUUUACGCUCAAGAGUGGCAAGCUCCCCUCCGCUGACGUCAAGAACAUCAUCUUCUUCGUCCGCCCCAGACUGGAGCUCAUGGACAUCAUCGCCGAGAACGUGUUCAGCGAGGACAAGAUGCACUCGUCUCGAGACUUCCACAUCCUGUUCGUGCCCCGGCGGAGCAUGUUGUGCGAGCAGCGGCUGAAGGAGCAGGGCGUGCUGGGCUCCUUCAUCAACAUCGACGAGUACAUUCUGGACCUGAUUCCCUAUGAUGGGGACCUGCUCUCCAUGGAAUAUGAAAGUGCCUUCCGGGAGUGCUACCUGGAAAAUGACCAAACAAGCCUUUACCACACAGCCAAAGGCCUCAUGACCCUGCAGGCCCUGUACGGCACCAUCCCUCAGAUAUACGGCAAGGGAGACUGUGCACGGCAUGUCGCCAACAUGAUGCUGCGGAUGAAGAGGGAGUUUGCCGGCACUCAGAAUCAGAUCCUGCCCGUGUUUGACACGCUGCUCCUCCUGGACCGUAAUGUUGACCUGCUCACCCCUCUGGCCACGCAGCUCACUUACGAAGGCCUCAUCGAUGAGAUCUAUGGAAUCCAAAAUGGUUAUGUCAAGCUGCCGCCUGAGAAGUUUGCACAGAAGAAGCAAGGUGAAGCGAGUAGAGAUUUGCCCACGGAGCCCAAGAAGUUACCGCUCAACUCGGCAGAGGAGCUGUACGCAGAAAUCCGGGACAAGAAUUUUAAUGCAGUUGGAACAGCGCUCAGCAAGAAAGCCAAAAUCAUUUCUGCUGCCUUUGAGGAACGGCAUAAUGCCAAAACAGUGGGUGAAAUUAAGCAGUUCGUGUCCCAGCUGCCUCAUAUGCAGGCAGCACGGAGCUCGCUGGCCAACCACACCUCUGUGGCGGAGUUGAUCAAGGACAUCACCACAUCUGAGGCUUUCUUCGAUAACCUAACAGUGGAGCAGGAGUUCAUGACUGGAGUUGACACAGACAAGGUGAACACGUAUAUAGAGGACUGCAUCGCCCUGAAGGACCCACUGAUCAAGAUUCUGCGUCUGGUGUGCAUGCAGUCUGUCUGCAACAAUGGCCUCAAACAGAAAGUGUUGGAUUACUACAAGAGGGAGAUUCUCCAGACGUAUGGUUUUGAACACAUACUAACACUAAACAAUUUAGAAAAGGUGGGUCUCCUGAAGCCACAGACAAGCUCAAGGAAUAACUACCCCACUAUUAGAAAGACCCUUAAACUGUGGAUGGAGGAUGCCAACGAACAGAACCCCAACGACAUCUCAUAUGUGUAUAGCGGCUACGCUCCACUAAGCAUUCGGCUUACCCAGGUUCUGGCCAGGCCCGGGUGGCGUAGCAUAGAAGAGGUGCUAAAGAUGCUUCCAGGGCCACACUUUGAGGAAAGACAGCAGUUGCCUCCCGGGCUUCACAAGAAACGCCAGCAGGGGGAGAACCGGACAACCCUGGUGUUCUUUCUGGGUGGAGUGACGUAUGCAGAAAUAGCCGCUCUGCGUUUCCUCUCCCAAAUGGAAGACAGCGGCAUGGAGUACAUUAUAGCCACCACAAAGCUUGUCAACGGUACAACGUGGAUCAAAUCCCUCAUGGAUCGGCCUGAGUCUCAGACGCCCUGAGUCACCAGGAUGAACACUUGGCCACAUCAAACGCCCCAUUUGUCCCAUAACGCCAGCUGCGGUUUUUUUUAUGUCGGUGUGCUGCAGGUGUUUCAUUGAUGUCUGAGCUAGUUAAACAUCAGCAACAUCUGGAAAAGGUUUCACAGUGAAACCUUUGGCGUGUAAACAAAGUUACACUCACUUUUAGUGUUACUGACCAAAAUUCUGUUCAGUGUUUAUAUUUGAGUCUGACAGGCAUGUUGAAUGCAUCUCCUGCAUCUUAAUUUAGCCAAGCUAUGUGUCAUUUAUUUCCCGACCUGUUCUACUAAAGAUCUACUAUCUAGCUACUGUAUAUAUAUGAUUAAAAUAUUCCCUCUGCUUGAAUAAGAUGAUUAAAUAUGCACUGUGAUUUGCAUUUUGCAGGCUUUUGUGGACAUUCUUCUUUGUGUCUUUGGCCAUGAUAAAAUAGUUACUGUAAAUAAGUCCUGUCUAAAUAAAGUAAGUCUUAUUUUGGUACCGUU
Betta splendens (Siamese fighting fish) is the source of this 2532-nucleotide messenger RNA. It is a transcript of the gene vps33a, whose product is annotated as VPS33A core subunit of CORVET and HOPS complexes. Gene Ontology annotation, cellular component: CORVET complex; lysosome. The coding region runs from base 230 to 2032 and encodes 600 amino acids. The record is from RefSeq and is a predicted model, not a curated record. Gene Ontology annotation, biological process: intracellular protein transport; vesicle-mediated transport. The transcript has 13 exons. NCBI's taxonomy places the organism in Eukaryota, Metazoa, Chordata, Actinopteri, Anabantiformes, Osphronemidae.